Messenger RNA from Cordyceps militaris CM01, 576 nucleotides. Its product is annotated as Kinetochore subunit NKP2. Gene Ontology annotation, cellular component: Mis6-Sim4 complex; kinetochore. The transcript has 2 exons. The coding region runs from base 1 to 576 and encodes 191 amino acids. Lineage: Eukaryota; Fungi; Ascomycota; Sordariomycetes; Hypocreales; Cordycipitaceae. Gene Ontology annotation, biological process: chromosome segregation. The record is from RefSeq and is a predicted model, not a curated record.
AUGGCAUCCUCCUCGUCAUCCCCGACCGAGGCCGAGCUCCUCACCAGCUUCCUCCUCGACCCCGCGCGACUGCCCAACAUCAUGACGCUCGAGCAAUUCCGCGCGCUCUUCCCGCGCGAGGUGCGCGCCGCGCCGCCCGUCCGCAGUCUCUUCCUCGACCUGGCUGCCCAGCGCGGGCAGGCCAUCGACACCGUCGCCGCCGCCAUCGAGCUCGAGGCGCAACGCGGCGGGCCGGCCAUCCGCCGCGCCGUCGCGCGCCAGCGCCGCGAAGAGGUUAACUGGGAGGUGGACGGCGAGGUGGAAAUGGACCGCGCCCUCUUUGGAAGCGACUCGGCGGCCAAGAAAUCCAAGCACACGCUCAGCAGUAUCCUGCCGGAGCUUGACGGUGCUGCCGGCGCGGUCGAGACCGAGAUUGCCAAACUGCGGCAGCAGGAGGCGGAGCUGAAAGAGGCCAUUGCUAGGACAAUCACUGACCUGGGCGACUUGCGCACCGGCACCCUCGCAAACGAGCAACUGCCGAACGAAGUGCUGGACGGCUUAGAAAAUUUACAAGAAAUUUGCAAUCGCAAGACAUGA